AUGUGGCGCGUCUGUGCGCGGCGGGCGCGGGAUGCGGCUCCCGGGGCGGGGCUCGCGGCUCGGUGGGCCGCCCUGCGGGAGGGGCCGGGGGCCCCGAUCGUCGCCCCGCGGGGCGGCCCGGGCCCGGCCCCGGCUCGGUGCCGCAGCGCGACCCCCGGGUCCGGCGGUGUCCGCUCCGUCUGCGGCUGGCGCUCCGGCCCGUGGACCGCGCCGCGGGGCCGCUUCCUGCAGGCGCUGUUGGGGCCGCCGGGCCGCCGCUGUUACAGCCUACCCCCGCACCAGAAGCUUGCGUUGCCUUCUCUUUCCCCCACCAUGCAAGCAGGCACCAUAGCCCGUUGGGAGAAAAAGGAAGGGGACAAGAUCAAGGAGGGCGAACUCAUUGCAGAGAUUGAAACUGAUAAAGCCACUGUGGGAUUUGAGAGCAUGGAGGAGUGUUACAUGGCAAAGAUUCUUGUUGCUGAAGGCACCAGAGAUGUUCCAAUUGGAUCGGUCAUCUGUAUCACGGUUGAAAAACCUGAGGAUGUUGAGGCCUUUAAAAGUUAUACAUUGGACUCGGCAGCACCCGCCCCACAAGCAGCCCCAGCACCGUCCCCUGCUGUCGCUUCUGCGCCACCUACACCUUCUGCUCCACCUACACCUGCUGCUCAGGCUCCUGGUAGCUCGUAUCCCACUCACAUGCAGGUGCUGCUUCCUGCCCUCUCUCCCACCAUGACCAUGGGGACAGUUCAGAGAUGGGAAAAAAAAGUGGGUGAGAAGCUAAGUGAAGGAGACUUAUUGGCAGAGAUAGAGACUGACAAGGCCACUAUAGGUUUUGAAGUACAAGAAGAAGGUUACCUGGCAAAAAUUCUGGUCCCAGAAGGCACAAGAGAUGUUCCUUUAGGAACACCACUCUGUAUCAUUGUAGAAAAAGAGGCAGAUAUAGCAGCAUUUGCUGACUAUAGGCCAACUGGAGUACCUGAUUUAAAGCCACAAGCACCACCACCUUCCCCUCCCUCGGUGACCCCUGUUCCUCCAACUCCCCAACCUGUAGCCUCCACACCAUCAGCCCCCCGCCCGGCUGCUCCUGCUGGACCGAAGGGAAGGGUGUUUGUCAGCCCUCUUGCAAAGAAAUUGGCAGCAGAGAAGGGGAUUGACCUUACACAAGUGAAAGGGACGGGACCAGAAGGCAGAAUCAUCAAGAAGGACAUCGACUCUUUUGUGCCUACGAAAGCUGCCCCUGCUCCAGCAGCUGCCCCGCCUCCCCCAGCUCCAGGAGUGGCACCAGUACCGACAGGUGUCUUCACAGAUAUCCCAGUCAGCAACAUUCGCCGAGUUAUUGCACAGCGGUUAAUGCAAUCUAAGCAAACCAUACCUCAUUAUUACCUUUCUAUUGAUGUCAAUAUGGGAGAAGUUUUGUUGGUACGGAAAGAGCUUAAUAAGAUGUUAGAAGGGAAAAGCAAAAUUUCUGUCAAUGACUUCCUCAUAAAAGCUUCAGCUUUGGCAUGUUUAAAAGUUCCUGAAGCAAAUUCUUCUUGGCUGGACACAGUUAUAAGACAAAAUCAUGUUGUCGAUGUCAGUGUUGCAGUCAGUACCCAAGCAGGACUCAUCACACCAAUUGUAUUUAAUGCACACAUAAAGGGCCUGGAAACCAUUGCUAAUGAUGUUGCUUCUUUAGCAACCAAAGCUCGAGAGGGUAAACUACAGCCACAUGAAUUCCAGGGUGGAACUUUUACGAUUUCCAAUUUAGGAAUGUUUGGAAUUAAGAACUUCUCUGCUAUUAUUAACCCACCUCAGGCCUGUAUUUUGGCCAUUGGUGCUUCAGAAGAGAGACUGGUUCCAGCAGAUAAUGAAAAGGGAUUUGAUGUGGCUAGCAUGAUGUCUGUUACACUCAGUUGUGAUCAUCGGGUUGUGGAUGGAGCAGUUGGAGCCCAGUGGCUUGCUGAGUUUAGAAAGUACAUUGAAAAACCUGUCACCAUGUUGUUAUAA
This is a messenger RNA of Pipistrellus nathusii (Nathusius's pipistrelle), 1965 nucleotides long. Lineage: Eukaryota; Metazoa; Chordata; Mammalia; Chiroptera; Vespertilionidae. The record is from the annotation of a GenBank genome assembly.